GGCCACUUCCUCGGACGCGCCCUACAAUGCCUCCUCGCCAGAUGAGUUGGCGCUUGUAUUUUGGCGAGGAGUUGCGCCAAACUGGGAAAGGCAUGGAAGACACAUUUUCUUAUUUCUAUUUUCACCACUGCAGAAGGAUUUGAACAGAGAUCAACAAUACUUCGCAAGCUAAACGGAUCACUGACACACUGACUGAACCCUGAAUAAACAUGAUGUCAGUUGUGUAAUGCUUCUUUGGCUUUGUUUGCCACAUUUUGUUGAGCUGAUCUGCCGUGGCUCUGAGGUCUGUGCAGCACGGGCCCUUGGUUUAGAGUUCAGACAAGAAGCUGACAACUACAUGCAGCUUGCUGUGCGAGAAUCAUUUCAGCAUCUCCUCGUACCCUAUGGAUUCAAGGGGGGACUCUUUCAAGCGGAGCUCUUGGAUGUUUGUGAGUUCGACAACCUUCGGAAGCGCAUGUCAGUGGUGAUUCGACUGCCAACGGAUGAAAUCCUGCUCUAUGUGAAGGGCGCAGACAGCAGCAUUUUACCAUACGUGUUGGAGCAAGAGUUGAAGGACCUUUGCGUGAGCGAUUUGCUGACCUUUGCACGUCGAGGACUACGCACGUUAUGCUUGGCAGAACGAAGCCUUUCAAACGAGGAGUUCCAGGCGUGGCACCAACGUUUUCAAGAAGCGAAGGCUUUGAUCACUGAGGAUCGGGCCGACCGGAUCCAUGAGCUUUCCAAUGAGCUGGAGACCAACAGGCCGUUGAAGCUGCUUGGAGCGACGGCUAUCGAUGACAAGUUGCAGGACGAGGUCCCGGAAACCAUCGAGCAGCUUCGCACGGCUGGUAUACGUGUGUGGGUGCUGACUGGUGACAAGGUCGACACAGCAAUCAGCAUCGCAAUGUCCUGCAAGUUACUCACUGAUGAGAUGAACAACUUCAUCAUUGACAGUGACACCGAACAGAAGCUCCCAGAGAUCUUACGGGACGUUUUAGAAGCAGAAGAUCCAGCUCUGACCAUUGAAGGAUCCAUGCUGGCCGAAGUCAUGGAAGAUCGCCUCACUCGUUCUUUGCUCUUCCACGCAGGGCAGCGUUGCAGAUCAGUGGUAUGCUGCCGCGUGUCUCCAAAGCAAAAGGCGGAUGUUGUGGACUUGGUGAAGACCAUGGAUCAGACGGCAGUCACUUUGUCGAUUGGUGAUGGGGCCAACGAUGUCUCCAUGAUCGUGGCUGCCCAUGUGGGCAUUGGUCUUUGUGGCAAGGAAGGCGCACAAGCUGCACAGAGUGGCGACUUCGCCUUGCCAGAGUUCAGGCUCUUACGGCGUGCAGUCUUUGCCCAUGGCAAAGAAGAUUAUCGGCGACUUUCCAUGGUUUGCAUCUACACCUUCUACAAGAACCAGGUGAACGUACUGAUCACCAUUCUGUCUUGUGCCGUGAAUGCCUUCUCUGGUGCCAAUGUGGUAAACCCUUGGCUCAUGCAAUGCUACAACUUGUUGCACUGCCACUUACCCAUCUUCAUCUAUGGCAUCCUGGACAGGGCUGGUGACCCGGAUGUCUUGGAGCUGGAUCCGUCAGGCCAUUCUCCGCACCUCUUUGGGAUGGAUGUGGAGUUCUUGUGGAUGGGGAAAGCAGUGCUUCAAGCGUUGGUCAUUAUCGUUGCAUGGUACUCAACAACUGCCGGCAUUGCAGGAGAUGGUGGCCCUGACCUCUCACAAACCUCAUUGGUGGGGAACUUGUGCUUCAUCUCAGUGGUGCUUUGUGUGAAUGUCACCCUUAUCUUGCGGCAGCACAGCUGGCCUAGGCUCAUCAUUUUGUGCUAUGCCAGCAAUGCCUUCUUCCUUGUUCUCACUAUCAUCGUUUGCGUCCGGGGCAUCUCGCAAGUCGCUCCAAAUUGGAUCCGCGUGAGUCUCACAACCAUAGUUGUGCUGGCUUUGACCACCAUUGUUGGUGAAGUUGUCCUCUCCUUUGGCGACCUCUUCUUCGGAGAUGAAGAAGGUGCAGCACCCGUGCCGUCGCCCAGACCUGCGCCCGCAGAGCCUGAGCCCACAGCUUUGGAGAAGAGGAAAGCGCCCAAGUGGAAUCAACGCUUCAACUGCGGCAUCAACGUCAACGAUUCUCGACCACAAGGGCUCCGGGAAUAUUUCUCCAGGCCGCAAUCCAUGGUGGAGCUGAAGCGUUUCUGGGAGGCUCACGUUGGAUCAUCUUUCAAGAAGCACUUGGAGGCCCACUACACUCCACCCAGAUCAGCACCACCAUGCAAGCUUUUCCCAAGUUCACUGUCAAGUCUUGGAGGUUCACCGGUGAUGUUGCCUGAGCGUCACAGUCCCGGUGGCUCCAUGAAAGAUUUGCUCAGUGGAGAGAUCGUCGCAUGGCAUGACUAUUGGUCGCCACCUGCACGCUACAGGCGUCCGUUUCAUAAACAAGAUCGACCUCUUUUGCCUUUCGAGACCUUUGGAGACGUCAAGGAUGCCACGAAGAUCGACUCCUCUCCGGCUACGCUGCGGCGCCAUGACCGUGAGCUCGAAGCCCGAGUGCGGCGACGGAACAAGCUCGGAGGACCACAGAGGAAAUGCUGGCUUGAGCCAGAACCCUGGUGAAAAAGGAUAUGUUUUUUAGUGUUGCCAAAGUGCAUUUUUUUUCGAGCUUCCAUUUUUUCUUGAAGUGGCGCAGGAAGCCUCUUCGUAUAUUGCACAACAGCGACACUGCACUUGUGUGGUCACUCGUGUAGAGAUUCCUGGUCACUCGUGUGUCACCGUUAGAAGUGCCAAAGGCAUUGUAGGAGCGGAGGAGCUCGCACGGA
This is a messenger RNA of Durusdinium trenchii, 2778 nucleotides long. The record is from the annotation of a GenBank genome assembly. NCBI's taxonomy places the organism in Eukaryota, Dinophyceae, Suessiales, Symbiodiniaceae.